Molecule: messenger RNA, 3430 nt
Organism: Mercenaria mercenaria
Lineage: Eukaryota; Metazoa; Mollusca; Bivalvia; Venerida; Veneridae
Product: 5-hydroxytryptamine receptor 1D-like
Exons: 6
Coding region: 905-2428 (507 amino acids)
Biological process (GO): adenylate cyclase-activating adrenergic receptor signaling pathway
Cellular component (GO): membrane
Molecular function (GO): G protein-coupled receptor activity
Source: RefSeq, a predicted model, not a curated record
CUUGAAAAAAAAUCGAAAUGGAAGUUUAAUAGUAUAUGAAUUGGCAACAUUGGAAAUUCUCUACAUUUGUGCAACUCUGUUGAUGAUUGACCUUAUAGGAUUGUUGUGCGUGGUAUUUGAGAUAUGUUUACAAAAUAUUGCAUUCUUCCGCUGGAGAACAUUUAGGCAUGAAAUAGACACACGAAAUGUAAAUAUGUGAAUGUUAGUCAUAGAUGCAUUUCAAAUUGUUCAACAUGUGUAUUUUGUAGAGACUUCAUUGAAAUGUUGAAAAAAAUUGAUCAAUGACAUUAAAACGUUCAAAAGGGAAUAUAUUUUGGAAUUCAAAGUGACAUAGUUUAACCUAGAAAAUAUAACUGCCAACACUGUCAGUUAAAUACUUUUAUAUAUUUAUGAGACAAAUUUUCAAAGUUAUAGUUUUCAGAAACGUUUGUUGCUCGAAGUUAGAAAUAUUAAUUUAUACGGAUGUGUAAUCCCUUCGGACGUAUUGGACUUGAAAUGCGGAGAUGUACUUGAUUUAUGUUACCAACUCUUGAUUUACAUCCGAUCAAUACAAGCUCGACUGGUCAGGAGAAUAUUUUCUUGAUAAACUGAUACUUCAGUGCGAAGGAAAUCACGUUAGCUGUAUACAGUAUCAAUCCAAGAAUAAUUGGCUACUGGAACAUUAAAAUAAAACAUCAUUUUAACAAUAUUUUAAGACUUCAGUGCGAAGGAAAUCACGUUAGCUGUAUACAGUAUCAAUCCAAGAAUAAUUGGCUACUGGAACAUUAAAAUAAAACAUCAUUUUAACAAUAUUUUAAGAACAACCAGUCAUGUAUGUGAUAGCAACAAUGAUGAAUUGUAGAACUGGAGAAUUUACGAAAGAAGAAUCAUUCGACUGUUGACGUUUAGCAAGUUUCAAAAAGUUAUGGAAAAUAUAACCCUAUAUCCAGUUACAGCUUCAGCAGUUGAUGGAAACUGGAGUGGAAGUAGAGAAGUGCCUAAAAAUAACUCUAUUACUGUAGCUUUAUUUAAUGUGACCGCAAUAUAUGGCGAUUUCAACUAUAGUACACUUGCCUAUAAUACAAACGUUGUCACAAACGGAUCAACAAUAAAUUAUUCAUCUGCGAGCAGUGACGGAUUUUCACAUAUUCCAAAGUAUGGUACGCCGGUUAUGGUGAUACUAUGUAUAUUGCUUGCAUUCUUGAUUCUCGCAACGAUAAUGGGAAAUGUGUUCGUCAUAGCGGCUGUAAUACUUGAACGAAGUUUGCAAGGUGUGUCAAACUAUUUAAUUUUGUCCCUAGCGGUAACCGAUUUACUUGUUGCAGUUUGUGUAAUGCCUCUCAGUUUAGUUUACGAAGUAAGUGUGUUUUGGUAUUUAGGCAAUACCAUAUGUGAUUUCUGGAUAUCAGUCGAUGUUUUAUGUUGUACAGCCUCGAUUCUCCAUCUUGUCGCCAUCUCAUUAGACAGAUUUUGGGGAGUUUCAAACAUAGAUUACAUUCGAAGACGUUGUGCUAAGCAAAUCCUUAAGAUGAUAGCCGUUGUUUGGCUUGUUGCUGUUGGCAUAUCAAUACCUCCAUUGUUUGGUUGGAAAGAGGAACAGAAUAAUCCUGAAAAAUACGGUAUAUGCAUGAUCAGUCAGAACUUAGUUUAUACUGUAUUUUCAACCAUCGGGGCUUUUUAUUGCCCACUGGUUCUUAUGGUAUUUUUGAAUUUCAAAAUUUAUAUAGUUGCUCGGACUAGAAUUAGGAAGAAAAAUUUUGGCGGAAGAAACAAACCUAUUCCGAGCAAUGUGACAUGCGCAGAUAUGAAAACUUUAAACAGAACAUCGUCGUGUAGCGACGAUGAUGGAUAUACUAUGUGUAAUGGCUCGAUGGCUGUUACGACGGCAUUAAAUGAAGAAAUGCAAAUGUCCGAAUGCGAAGCUCAAACUCCGCCUGUAAACAAUGGAGGGUACCUGACAGUACCAAAUAUCAGACCUAUAUAUACAAAAAGAACGAACGGGCAUAUGGAACAUACCGACAUAAGCUGCGCAACCCAAAUCACGGACGUACCAAAUUCCAAUGAUAUAAACACAACACAUCAAAAUACUGCAAAACACACGGAGAACAAUAAUCAUAAGCAUGAUUUAUUGAAACUUAAAAAGAAGAGACGAGAGGCUGACCGUAAACGGAAAGACAAAAUGGAAAUGAAACGAGAAAGAAAAGCAGCGAAAGUGUUAGGAAUUAUUACUGGUGCUUUCAUUGCGUGUUGGCUCCCGUUCUUCGUGUUGGCGGUGUUAGCACCAUUUUGUGCAGAACAUUGUAAUAUACCUGACUCAUUGUUCAGCUUUUGUUUAUGGCUUGGUUACUUUAAUUCAUCAUUAAAUCCCAUUUUAUAUACAAUAUUCAAUCCAUCGUUUCGCAAAGCCUUUCACAAAAUCAUCUAUGGUAAAUACAGAAUUAGAGAAUAAUAAUUGUCUAAGAUACUUUUUGUCUAUUUUUCUAAAGCAUGCAACAUUUUUUGUUAAGAACACGUGUAUCCAUAAUUGCCUUGUAAGAGGUCCAAUUUAUGGUGUAUGUGCCAGAGGUCAUAACAAAAGGUCCGGGGUCAGUCAACAGAUUAAAACAUGUAAAAACACAUUUAAUUUAUAAUUGAAUUUACAUUGUUAUAUUCGAAUACAAUUCGAUGAAAUCAUUUGACUCGCCUGGUAAAAUAACUCAGCAUUUGCACUUUCCUGGCUUGUGCAGCGGUGCCGUAUUAUUUACACAUCUUGAGAAAUAAAAUAUCAUUUUGGACCGGGUGAUACUAGCAAAAACGAUACUUCUAGGUAAUUGCAGACAUGCAGUAAUGCCUCGGCUGAUCGAUUUUUGCCGUGUUUAUUCAUUGCAAUCACAUAAAGAUAACUGGUAAUGCAAAACUGUGAUUGCAUAAAACUAUUUAUAACGAAAUCACAAGAAACUAAAAGUAUCAAAUGAAUUGUUGCAUCUGUUGUGAUGAAUUCCGGUGCAAGGGAUGCCUUUACUGUUAGACUAUUGUUGGUUUUAAACUUGUGUCAAACACUGGUCAUUACAUUAUAAAAUAUACACAUAGCUAAUUUUCAAAUUGGUCACCUCACAUUUACAAAUAUAUUUUAUCAGUCUUUUAAUAAAAGAUAACAGAGAAACUAAACUGUUUCAAUUAGUAUACAGACAGUGAUAAUAUCUUUUUAAAACAUGCAUAGUAUGUUCAUUGCAUAGUACUUAUUAUGAUUAAAAAAUAGAUCGCCAUCAAAGCAAAAUAUCGCAACAUAUUAUAUUAAUUUGAUUCAUACAUUUCUGCUCUUCCUAUACACCGAGUUUAUAUAAGCAAGCAUUGAUGACUUUAGUAGGCCUUUCUGUAUGGAUAAAAUUGGUUCAGCAAACUCUAAUUAAUGAGAAAGCUGAAAAAUACUUUUAAGUGCUUGUUACUUUAGUUUUAGAUGGGGAAUGAGAAC